AUGUCCCGAACGGAAGAACUCCUCCACCAAGGGACGUCCCACACGGAAAACAUCACCCACCAAAGGCCGAGCCAAGGAACAGCCAAGAGACACCAAGAACGGCGCCAAGGGAACGUCAACGCAUACAAAACUCUGUCCCAAUGGGAAGACUUAAUCCACCAGGAGAUGGCCCAAAUGGAGGAAUCCAUCAACCAAGAGACGGCGCAAAUGGAAGAAUCCAUCAACCAGGAGACGUCUCAAAUGGAAGAAUCCAUCAACCAGGAGACGUCUCAAAUGGAAGAAUCCAUCAACCAGGAGACGUCUCAAAUGGAAGAAUCCAUCAACCAGGAGACGUCUCAAAUGGAAGAAUCCAUCAACCAACAGACGUCCCAAAUGGAAGAAUCCAUCAACCAACAGACGUCUCAAAUGGAAGAAUCCAUCAACCAAGAGAUGUCCCAAAUGGAAGAAUCCAUCAACCAGGAGAUGUCCCAAAUGGAAGAAUCCAUCAACCAAGACCUGUGCCAAGGAAAAGCCAAGAGACCCCAAGAACGGCACCAAGUGAAAACCAAUGGAUACAAAACUCUGUCCCAAUGGGAAGCCUUAAUCCACCAGGAGAUGUCCCACAUGGAAGAAUCCAUCAACAAAGAGACAUCCCACAUGGAAGAACCCACCAACCAGGAGAUGCCCCAAAUGGAAGAAUCCAUCAACCAGGAGAUGUCCCAAAUGGAAGAAUCCAUCAACCAGGAGAUGUCCCAAAUGGAAGAAUCCAUCAACCAGGAGAUGCCCCAAAUGGAAAAAUCCAUCAACAAAGAGAUGUCCCAAAUGGAAGAAUCCAUCAACCAGGAGAUGCCCCAAAUGGAAGAAUCCAUCAACCAGGAGACGUCUCAAAUGGAGGAAUCCAUCAACAAAGAGAUGUCCCAAAUGGAAGACUUGGUCAACCAAGACCUGUGCCAAGGAAAAGCCAAGAGACCCCAAGAACGGCACCAAGGGAAAACCAAUGGAUACAAAACUCUGUCCCAAUGGGAAGCCUUAAUCCACCAGGAGAUGGCCCACAUGGAAGAAUCCAUCAACCAAGAGACAUCCCACAUGGAAGAACCCACCAACCAAGAGAUGCCCCAAAUGGAAGAAUCCAUCAACCAGGAGAUGCCCCAAAUGGAAAAAUCCAUCAACAAAGAGGUGCCCCAAAUGGAAAAAUCCAUCAACCAGGAGAUGCCCCAAAUGGAAGAACCCAACAAUGAAGAGACGUCCCAAAUGGAAGAAUCCAUCAACCAAGAGAUGCCCCAAAUGGAAGAAUCCAUCAACCAGGAGAUGCCCCAAAUGGAAGAAUCCAUCAACUAG
Hirundo rustica (Barn swallow) is the source of this 1317-nucleotide messenger RNA. RefSeq lists its product as uncharacterized. Bases 1 to 1317 code for a protein of 438 amino acids. The transcript has a single exon. The record is from RefSeq and is a predicted model, not a curated record. Lineage: Eukaryota; Metazoa; Chordata; Aves; Passeriformes; Hirundinidae.